AUGUCCAGCAACGGCCAGCAGAACGACGAUGUCCUGUACCAACCCUACGAUCAAUUCAUCCUCUUUGGGGACUCAAUCACCCAGAUGUCUUGCUCCCAAGAAAGAGGAUUUGGAUUCCAUCCAGCACUUCAGGAUGCCUACGUUCGACGUUUGGAUGUGAUCAACCGUGGAUUCUCGGGCUAUACUACCGCCCAUGCCAUCAAGGUCUUUCCCAAGUUCUUUCCUGCGGCAUCGACGGCUACGGUGCGAUUCAUGACGAUUUUCUUCGGGGCCAACGAUGCAUGUGUUCCCGAGAGAGAGCAGCAUGUUCCACUAGACGACUACAAGGAAAACUUACGAGGAAUCAUCCAACACCCGGCAACAUUAGCCCAGAACCCGAGGAUUAUCCUCAUCACCCCGCCACCGAUAAAUGAAUACCAACUGGAAGGCUUUGACGCAUCGAAGAAUACGCCUCACCCCAGUCGAACAGCUAGCUAUACGAAACAGUACGCGGAGGCUGCUCGCGAAGUCGCCACUUCAUUGGGAGUGCCUGUUGCGGAUCUUUGGACUGCGUUUAUGACGACCGUUGGCUGGAAGGAAGGACAGCCCUUGGUUGGGUCGAGAGAUGUGCCGAAUAAUGAAAAGCUGCAGAGCUUGCUGACAGAUGGGCUGCAUUUGACUCCGGAUGGAUAUCGAGUGCUAUAUAAGCUGGUGAUGGAGACGAUUCGAGCGAAUUGGUCGGAUCAAGACCCCGAGAAGCUCCCGAUGGUGUUUCCUGGAUGGCUUGAGGCCCCGAAAUGA
Molecule: messenger RNA, 780 nt
Organism: Aspergillus wentii DTO 134E9
Lineage: Eukaryota; Fungi; Ascomycota; Eurotiomycetes; Eurotiales; Aspergillaceae
Product: SGNH/GDSL hydrolase family protein
Exons: 5
Coding region: 1-780 (259 amino acids)
Source: RefSeq, a predicted model, not a curated record